Messenger RNA from Podarcis muralis (Common wall lizard), 927 nucleotides. RefSeq names its product olfactory receptor 8U3-like. The record is from RefSeq and is a predicted model, not a curated record. Gene Ontology annotation, molecular function: olfactory receptor activity; G protein-coupled receptor activity. Gene Ontology annotation, biological process: G protein-coupled receptor signaling pathway. Gene Ontology annotation, cellular component: membrane. Lineage: Eukaryota; Metazoa; Chordata; Lepidosauria; Squamata; Lacertidae.
AUGCCUGACAGGAACAGCAGUAGAGUGAAGGAGUUUGUGCUCUUGGGAUUCACUGACCGUCCAGAAUUGGCUGCCCCCUUGUUCGUAUGGUUUCUAGUGAACUAUCUCAUCACUAUUGUAGGGAAUCUUGGGAUUCUUAUGCUAAUCAGGGUUGAUGCUCGACUUCACACCCCCAUGUAUUUCUUCCUUAGUAAUUUGUCUUUCUUGGACAUUUGCUACUCAACCACCAUCAGUCCAAGGCUGCUGAUAGACCUCUUAAGGGAAAGGAAAGUGAUUUCUUUUACUGAAUGUCUAGUUCAAUUCUAUUUCUAUGCAACUUUUGCCACCACUGAGUGUUUCCUCCUGGCUGCUAUGGCAUAUGAUCGGUACAUGGCCAUCUGCAACCCGCUCAUCUACACAAUUACCAUGUCUCAGAAGGUUUGUAUUUGUCUGGUGGCUGGUUCAUACAUUGCCGGAUCACUGAAUGCUAUGAUACACACAGGCUGUAUGACUCGUUUAUCAUUCUGUGGUCCUAAUGUCAUUGAUCAUUUUUACUGUGAUGGUCCACCAAUCUUUCAACUUUCCUGUUCUGAUACCAGCCUCAAUAUCUUUGUGAUGUUUGUAGUUGUUAGCUUCAACCUGAUAAGCACCCAUUUGACAGUUCUUAUCUCUUACUCUUAUAUUGUUGCCACUAUUUUGAGAAUCCGCUCAUCUGAGGGGCGGCACAAAACCUUCUCCACCUGCUCCUCUCACCUGCUGGCUGUCAUCAUCCUUUAUGGCAGCUUGAUCUUUAUGUAUCUCCAACCUAAUACAUCAACAAAUGGAGGCAAAGUGGCCUCUUUGUUGUAUGCGGUAGUGAUACCCAUGCUAAAUCCUCUCAUCUACAGCUUGAGGAAUAAGGAAGUGAAGAGUGCUUUGAGACGGGUGAUAGAGAAAUAUAUUAUGUGA